Larimichthys crocea (large yellow croaker) is the source of this 4474-nucleotide messenger RNA. RefSeq names its product son of sevenless homolog 1 (Drosophila) (gene sos1). The transcript has 21 exons. The coding region runs from base 869 to 4459 and encodes 1196 amino acids. Gene Ontology annotation, biological process: Ras protein signal transduction. NCBI's taxonomy places the organism in Eukaryota, Metazoa, Chordata, Actinopteri, Sciaenidae. Gene Ontology annotation, cellular component: plasma membrane; nucleosome. Gene Ontology annotation, molecular function: DNA binding; guanyl-nucleotide exchange factor activity; structural constituent of chromatin. The record is from RefSeq and is a predicted model, not a curated record.
UCUACGUCAGAAUCCGCCCGCGCGCAUGCGCAGGUGCUCCACAGUGUACGGUACCGCACACCGGACUCACAACAACCGACGGGCGUUUGAUCGGUGCGUGUCCGCCUGCAGGAGGCCAGGGCUGGGGCUGGUGACUGAAGCAGUCCGGGGCACAGAGCCGGAGGUGCGGACCCGCAGCGGGAGGGUCGGGGUGAAAGUAACGGAGCCGGCCCGCCGGAGAGUCGGUGUGUUGUUAGCUGUGAGCGGAGCAGAAGCACCGAGCAGCCGCUGAUCCACACCGUUAACCUGAGGAACCGUCACAGUCCGCACACACACACAGGCUGCCGGUACCAGCAGCUGCUCACCUGUCACCUGUCACCUGUCACCUGUCACCUCAUGAAACAGCUGAUGGAUCCAUCCGGGCUGCUAACGUUAGCACACAGGCUACAUGCUAACAGGCUAACCUACCAGCCAGCUCAGCAGCGUUAGCUCACGGUGUGUCACGCUGUCCCGGUGCUGCUGUCCCGGUGCUGCUGUCCCGGUGCUGCUGUCCGGUUAACGGGCACCAUGCCAUCAUCUCGGUAAACACAGCUACACCCACCAGUGCGGAGCUCACCGUGACCUGUGGAACAUCUGGCCGCAGCUCGCUCUCGCAGAGCGGCCGAGGAUGGUCGCAGUGACAGCAUCUGUCCUGGAGGAUCGGCCCGCUGGAUGUUCCGAGGCUCACGGCUUCACCCUCCCUGCCCCCGCUGGAUGUUCCGAGGCUCACGGCUUCACCCUCCCUGCCCCCGCUGGAUGUUCUGAGGCUCACGGCUCCACCCUCCCUGCCGGACUCCGGCUCCGGCGCUCCGCGUUCAUGUAAACCGGCGAACCUGCUCAGACAGCAGCCAUGCAGGCGGCCCAGCUGCAGUACGACUUCUUCAACGAGGAGAACGCUCCGAAAUGGAGAGGCCUGCUGGUGCCUUCACUGGAAAAGGUACUGAAUCAGGUGCAUCCUAACCUGGUGUCCCAGCAGGAGGCGCUGCAGUACAUCGAGGAGCUGAUCCUGCUGCUGCUCAGCAUGCUGUGUCAGGCUCAACCCCGCACCGUGCAGGACGUCGAGGAGCGAGUCCAGAAGAGUUUUCCUCACCCGAUUGAUAAAUGGGCGAUCGCUGACGCUCAGGCCGCCAUCGAGAAGAGGAAGAGGAGGAACCCGCUGGCUCUACCUGUCGACAAAAUCCACCCACUGCUCAAGGAAGUGUUGGGUUAUAAGAUCGACCACCAGGUGUCAGUCUACAUGGUGGCUGUGUUGGAGUACAUCUCUGCUGACAUCCUCAAACUGGCAGGAAACUAUGUCAGGAACAUCCGACACUACGAGAUCUCUCAGCAGGACAUCACUGUGGCCAUGUGUGCUGACAAGGUUCUGAUGGACAUGUUCCACCAGGACGAAGAGGACAUCAGCGGCUUCCCUCUGAUGGACGAGGAGCCGUCAGCCAAUGAGGAGCAGAGUUACUAUGAGCUGGUGAGGAGCUUCAUGUCUGACGGCCGUCAGUACCUGAGGCAGCUCAACCUGCUGAUCAAGGUGUUCAGAGAGCCCUUCACCUCCAGCCCCAUGCUGUUCUCCCAGCACGACGUGGACAGUAUCUUCAGUCGGAUUGUUGAUAUCCAUGAGGUGACGGUGAAGCUGUUGGGUCUGAUCGAGGACACAGUGGAGAUGACCGAUGAAGGAAGUCCUCAUCCUCUAGUGGGAAGCUGCUUCGAGGACCUGGCUGAGGAGCUGGCCUUUGACCCCUAUGAGACGUACGCUCAGGACAUCCUGCGCUCUGGUUUCCAUGAACACUUCCUGAGUCAGGUAUCCAAACCAGGAGCCGCCUUCCACCUCCAGUCCAUCUGUGAAGGUUUCAAAGAGGCUGUUCAGUACGUUCUGCCCAGACUGCUGCUCACUCCUGUUUACCACUGUCUGCACCUGUUCGAGAUACUCAAGCAACUGGAGGAGAAGAGUGAGGAUGAGGAGGAUAAAGAGUGUCUGAAGCAGGCCAUCACUGCUCUGCUCAACCUGCAGAGCAGCAUGGAGAGGAUCUGCUCCAGGAGCCUGGCUAAGAGGAGGCUCAGCGAGUCGGCGUGUCGUUUCUACAGCCAUCAGAUGAAGGGGAAGCACCUGGCCAUCAAGAAGAUGAACGAGAUCCAGAAGAACAUCGAUGGCUGGGAGGGGAAGGACAUUGGCCAGUGCUGCAACGAGUUCAUCAUGGAGGGCACGCUAACCCGCGUGGGCGCCAAACACGAGCGCCACAUCUUCCUGUUUGACGGCCUGAUGAUCUGCUGCAAGUCAAACCACGGACCGCCACGGCUGCCCGGUGCCGGCUCCACUGCAGAGUACCGGCUGAAAGAAAAGUUCUUCAUGCGCAAAGUCCAGAUCAACGACAAGGAUGACAAGGAGGGCGAGUACCGGCACGCCUUCGAAAUCAUCCUGAAGGAUGGGAACAGCGUGGUGUUUGCAGCCAAGUCUGCUGAGGAGAAGAAUGGCUGGAUGGCGGCGCUGAUCUCGCUGCAGUACCGCAGCACGCUGGAGCGCAUGCUGGACUCGGCCAUGCUGCAGGAGGAGAAGGAGGAGCAGAUGAGGCUGCCGGGGGCCGAGGUGUACCGGUUUGCUGAGCCAGACUCUGAGGAGAAUGUCGUGUUUGAGGAGAACGUCCAGUCCAAGUCUGGGAUCCCCAUCAUCAAAGCGGGGACGGUCCUGAAACUGAUCGAGAGGCUUACCUUUCACAUGUACGCAGAUCCGAACUUUGUCCGAACAUUUCUGACCACCUACAGAUCCUUCUGUAAACCUCAGGAGCUUCUGGACCUACUCAUGGAGAGGUUUGAGAUCCCAGAGCCGAGGCUGAGCGAGGUGGAUCAGAUGGAGGGUGGAGAGCAGCCGCUCAGCGCUGAACUGAAGCGAUUCCGCAAAGAGUUUGUCCAGCCAGUCCAACUCAGAGUGCUGAAUGUGUGUCGUCACUGGGUGGAGCAUCAUUACUAUGACUUCGAGAGAGAUUCUCACCUGCUGAGACAACUGGAGGAGUUCAUCGCCUCCGUCAGAGGUAAGGCAAUGAGAAAGUGGGUGGAGUCUAUCACUAAGAUCAUCCAGAGGAAGAAACAGAGCGUGCCCAGUCACAGCAUCACCUUCCAGAACUCUCCUCCGCCAAUCGAGUGGCACAUCUGUAAACCAGGAAACACGGAGCUGUUCGACCUGAUGACGCUGCACCCCAUCGAGAUCGGACGCCAGCUCACCCUGCUCGAGUCUGACUUCUACAGGGCGGUGCAGCCGUCAGAGCUGGUCGGCAGUGUCUGGACCAAAGAAGACAAAGAGAUUCACUCCCCGAACCUGCUGAGGAUGAUACGACACACCACCAACCUCACCCUGUGGUUCGAGAAGUGUAUUGUGGAAACCGAGAACUUGGAGGAACGAGUUGCUGUCGUGUCACGAAUCAUUGAGAUUCUUCAGGUGUUUCAGGAACUCAACAACUUCAACGGAGUUCUGGAAGUCGUCAGUGCCAUGAACUCGUCACCGGUCUACAGACUGGACCACACCUUCGAGCAAAUUCCGAGUCGUCAGAGAAAAAUCCUGGAGGAAGCUCACGACCUGAGCGAAGAUCACUACAAGAAGUAUUUAGCUAAACUUCGCUCCAUCAACCCCCCCUGUGUCCCCUUCUUUGGAAUCUACCUGACUAACAUCCUGAAGACGGAGGAGGGGAAUCCAGACUUCCUACGUCGUCACGGUAAAGAUCUGAUAAACUUCAGUAAGAGGAGGAAGGUGGCAGAAAUCACAGGAGAGAUCCAACAGUACCAGAACCAGCCGUACUGUCUGAGGGUGGAGAAUGACAUCCGGAAGUUCUUUGAGAACCUGAACCCGAUGGAGGACAUGUCAGAGAAAGACUUCGCUGAUCAUCUGUUCAACAAAUCUCUGGAGAUCGAACCUCGAAACGCUCGCUCCUUACCUCGAUUUGUGAAGAGGUACACCUGUCCUCUGAAAUCUCCGGGGAUCCGUCCGACGUCGGCGCGGCCCGGCACCAUGCGACACCCAACACCGCUGCAGAACGAGCCCAGGAAGAUCAGCUACAGCCGCAUCCCCGACAGCGAGGCCGAGGGCGGGGCUGUCUCCGCCCCCAACUCCCCCCGCACACCUCUGACUCCGCCCCCCGCAUCCGCCGCCUCCAGCUCCACCGAUGUAGGCAGCGUGUUCGACUCGCCGCAGGGUCCCAGCAGCCCCUUCCAUUCCAGAUCGUCCUCUGUUUCCUCCAUGGUGAGUUUCAGUCGUGGUUCUGAAGACGUUCCAAUUCCUCCACCAGUUCCUCCUCGCAGACGUCCUGAAUCAGCACCUGCUGAGUCCUCUCCCUCCAAGGUAACUAAGAUGAGAACAUGUUCUCCCCUGAUACAAGAACAUGUUCUUCACUCACACAAGAACACGUUCUCCACUGAUAAGACAACAUGUACUCCACUGACAAGACAACAUGUUCUUCAUUGACAAGACAUGUUCUUC